Molecule: messenger RNA, 1332 nt
Organism: Apodemus sylvaticus (European woodmouse)
Lineage: Eukaryota; Metazoa; Chordata; Mammalia; Rodentia; Muridae
Gene: Hprt1
Product: hypoxanthine phosphoribosyltransferase 1
Exons: 9
Coding region: 126-782 (218 amino acids)
Biological process (GO): GMP salvage; IMP salvage; hypoxanthine metabolic process
Molecular function (GO): magnesium ion binding; hypoxanthine phosphoribosyltransferase activity
Source: RefSeq, a predicted model, not a curated record
UGCGGAGCCGUUGCCGAGGCGGCGAGGAAGAGCGUUGGGCUUACCUCACAGUUUUCCCAAGCGGUUGCGCCUCCUCUGCCGGCUUCCUCAUUAGACUGCCUUUCCGCGAGCCGACCGGUUCUGUCAUGGCGACCCGCAGUCCCAGCGUCGUGAUUAGCGAUGAUGAACCAGGUUAUGACCUAGAUUUAUUUUGUAUACCUAAUCAUUAUGCAGAGGAUUUGGAGAAGGUGUUUAUUCCUCAUGGACUGAUUAUGGACAGGACUGAAAGACUUGCUCGAGAUGUCAUGAAGGAGAUGGGAGGACAUCAUAUUGUGGCCCUCUGUGUGCUCAAGGGGGGCUAUAAAUUCUUUGCUGACCUGCUGGAUUACAUUAAAGCACUGAAUAGAAAUAGUGAUAGAUCCAUUCCUAUGACUGUAGAUUUUAUCAGACUGAAGAGCUACUGUAAUGAUCAGUCAACAGGGGACAUAAAAGUUAUUGGUGGAGAUGAUCUCUCAACUUUAACUGGAAAGAAUGUCUUGAUUGUUGAAGAUAUCAUUGACACUGGUAAGACAAUGCAAACUUUGCUUUCCCUGGUUAAGCAGUACAAUCCCAAAAUGGUUAAGGUUGCAAGCUUGCUGGUGAAAAGGACCUCUCGAAGUGUUGGAUACAGGCCAGACUUUGUUGGAUUUGAAAUUCCAGACAAGUUUGUUGUUGGAUAUGCCCUUGACUAUAAUGAGUACUUCAGGGAUUUGAAUCACGUUUGUGUCAUUAGCGAAACUGGAAAAGCCAAAUACAAAGCCUAAGAUGAGCUCAAGUUGAAUCCGCAAACAUGAGGAGUCCUGUCGAUGUUGCCAGUAAAAUUAGCAGGUGUUCUAGUCCUGUGCUGCCAUCUGCCUAGUAAAGCUUUUUGCAUGAACCUUCUAUGAAUUUUAUGGUUUUCAUUUUUAGAAGUGUCAGUUGCUGUGUCCCUGAACUUUUGAUUUGCACUAUGAGCCUAUAGGCAGCCUAUCAGUUCCUUCUGGUAGAUUGUGGCUUACUUUGUGAGAAAAACAAAUCUCUUAAAUUACCACUGUUAAUUGAUAAUACUGAGAUUGUAUCUGUAAGAAGAAUUUAAAGAGAAGCUAUAUUAGUUUUUUAAUUGGUAUUUUAAUUUUUAUAUAUUCAGGAGAGAAAGAUGUGAUUGAUCUUGUUAAUUUAGAACAGUCUGAAGUUCUCAAUUUCAUCAGUAACAGCAUCUAAGCAGGUUUCUUGGUGGAAUGAACACGGUUCAGCAGUGUUGGCUGUAUUUCCCACUUUCCGUAAAUCAUUGUCAGCAGUUCCUUUGAAAUGCAAAUAAAUAAAUCCUAAAAAGUU